This is a messenger RNA of Verruconis gallopava, 1642 nucleotides long. RefSeq lists its product as uncharacterized. NCBI's taxonomy places the organism in Eukaryota, Fungi, Ascomycota, Dothideomycetes, Venturiales, Sympoventuriaceae. The transcript has a single exon. The coding region runs from base 194 to 1063 and encodes 289 amino acids. The record is from RefSeq and is a predicted model, not a curated record. Gene Ontology annotation, molecular function: protein binding.
CUCUACCCCUCUACACAUCCUCAACUGUCCCAAGGGGCCAUUCCAUCCAAACAAGCCCAACGUGAUUUGCAGUCAAAUAGAAUUCCUUCCAUCAUUCAUUUACACGUCGCUCUCACUGUCUUCCAGCGUCGUGGGCAAGAUCACUUUCUCCACCGCUUCCCUCGCGUCGGCCCCAGGCCCUCUUUUCACCAGAAUGACGUCGUUUGACAGUCUCCCCGUAGAACUCAUCGAGGAGAUAUUUGUCCGACUGUCCUAUACAGAGCUUGCUUCCGUCCGAAACGUCUGUCAUUUGUUCCGCACGCUGUGCGACUCCACGGCUAUUCCGCUGGAGCGCAGGCGCCUCCUCGAGCUGCGGCGUGUCACGCGAUCUGAGCCCUAUGCAGCCCUCGUGCGCAACAGACUAGAGCCCUUCUUUGUCAACUUCGAUCCGUCAGAGUAUCUGGCGCGCAUCGGGGGUGAUGCGCCGCGUGAGUUCGCCGCCUGGGUGCUGGAAACGCCUCGCAACGAUGUGAUCGGCUGGCAUUGGCCUGGCUUGCAAGGGGAGCACAGUCGAGAUCGCUACCAGGAGCUGGGUCUGGACUUCAUUGACGCGAUGGUGUUCUCGCGCCAUCUCAAGCCGGGCUACACGCUCUUGCCGUCUGCCAACGUGAUGGAGGUCGAGGACCCAGACUAUUCGAAGUUCAACGAAACAGACUUUCACUUCUACCCGGGCUCGUGGCAGUGCCAGCGCUCGAUGCGCGAGAACAAGGUGCGCGCUCUUCAAGUUUGGGCUGACAUGUCCGGCUUCUCACCCAAGAUCACGCUUCUCAUCAUGAGCGGAAGCGAGCGGUGGGAUGGUUGUGUGUGGGAGACGGAAAGCCUUGCUCCUUUCCGCCAUUCGCCGGAGUCCAUCACAGCGACGACGAGCGUUCAGCUGAUAUGGCGGAAGCCAUUGGGGACGUGGACAGACUAUCUCAAGGCAGAGUGCAAGACAAUGCAGGAACGCUAUCAGUCCCUGGCCCAGCUCAAAGUGUAUCGCACAGGUCGGAGUGGGCACAUCUACGUCAGUCCUACCGAAUCGUGACGAAGGUAAUUUCAAUGAUUGUGCUAUCUUCUAAUCUUGAUUGGGUUUGUGUGACUUUACUCUAAUUUGCUCAAUGUAGGAGGGGGGAAUCAAGACGGUCGAGAUGAGUGAGGGAAGCGAGGGGGGCGACAUGAGUGACUGACUAUCCCUUUGUCCCGUUUCUUCUAGCUUCGUUGACAUAGCCGUAGACGGCUAUUCAACCUGUGAAGUAGACCACGGAAAUAGACACACCUUAUUUCAUUCUCACUGGUUCAAAUACCCCGCCACCUGGUGUAUCAAAGGGACACCAUUGCUCUAGAACGACGGGCUCAAUUCCAUGUCGACACGCUUGUUCACAUUGAGUUAAUUAGCCCGAGCAAACGUAACGCCAUGUCAAGAUCCGCGCCACCAACGUGCUUGAAGUCAGCUUGGAUGUGCGGUGAACCCGGCGCCAACUCGUCGCCCGCAUUGGUACUUCAGGAUACGGCCAAUGACAAGGGGUUCCGGAGAAUCGCCUAAACGACUCGAUAUUUCCGCCUUUUAUUAUCUCAAAUUCGUGCCACAGCAAGAGAGGAGUCGUAAAGUUUGUCAGGCUUCGAG